CCUCAUCUCUUUCUGCUCCUACUCUCUUUUCCCUCCUCUUUCUCCUCCCUCUAUAUAUAUUAUUUCCCUCCUUCCAGAUGCCAAUCAUUCUCCCUUAUCAUUCACCAGCAUCUCUAAAACAUUUAUCAAACAUGCUGAAAAUGGAAGUUGUAAUACCUCCACCCACCAUGGAUUUCGACUUCAACAAUGCCAAGCCUAUGCCAUUCAUGAGCGCUCCUUCUACUCCUAAACGUUUUGGCGAUUUCUCUCUUAGUGCUCCCACUAGUCCUUCACGCGUCGCCGAGUUCUAUGGUCAUUUUGAUUACUACGCUUGGGAUGCUAACUCUAUACCUGUAUCGCCCAAGGCAGUGCCCAACAAUAGUGGAGAUAAUUUCGCUUUUAAUUUCAGGUCUGAACUGCAGGAGAGUUCUCUCUCUGCAGAAGAACUUUUUGAUGGUGGCAAAAUCCGGCCCUUGAAGCCGCCUCCUCGCUUACACGUUGAAGAGAGAAGUCCGCUUUUAUCGCCAAGGUCACCCAGAUCUCCAACAGCUCAAGGGAAAAAGAUUAUACGUGAGGUUUUUUCUCGGAGAAAGAAGAAAGAUUCAGAUCCUUUUGCUGUUGCUGCUGAAAAUACUCGAAGGAGAACAGAAAAUGAUGGUAAAAAGAGAAGCGAAAAUGAUAGAGGUACAGAGAGAGGUCCAGCUUUAGCAUCGAGUUCAAGCCGCAGAGCUGCAAGAUCUCUUUCUCCAUAUAGAGUUUCUGAAUAUCCGUGGGAAGAAGAAGAAAGAAAGCUACGGGAAACCACAAAACAAUCAACAGCUUCAAAUUCAAAAGCUUCAGUGUCAUCAAAUUCUUCUUCUUCUUCUUCAACUACAAAGAGUUCUUCAAGAAAGUGGAGGUUGAGGGAUUUCUUGCUGUUCAGAAGCGCAUCUGAGGGAAGAGCAGCGGAUAAAGAUCCUUUCAGGAUAAAGUAUCCAUCUUUCUUCAGGAAACCGGAAGAUGCAAAGACCACGAACUUCCGGUCCACAGACAGCUCCGGCUCAGUGUCGGCGUCAACAAGAAAGGGGCAAGUGUCGGCUCACGAACUGCAUUACACGAUGAAUAAAGCAGCAUCUGAAGAUUUGAAGAAGAAAACUUUCUUGCCAUAUAAGCAAGGCAUAUUGGGGAGACUGGCCUUUAAUCCUAAUGCCAAUGGCUUGGGAAAUCUCGCCCGUUAAACAAUCUUUAUACAUACUUAAUCCAUCAUAUUACAUGUUCUUUCAUUGAUAUCGACGAAAAAUUUGUAGAGCCAUAUGAAUUCUUUUGUUUUCUUUCUAUUCCUAGCAAUUGUAAAAGGAUAUUAAAUAUAACAAUAGCCAUAUUUAUCAAUUUUCCUUCAUUCGCAGA
Molecule: messenger RNA, 1365 nt
Organism: Hevea brasiliensis (rubber tree)
Lineage: Eukaryota; Viridiplantae; Streptophyta; Magnoliopsida; Malpighiales; Euphorbiaceae
Exons: 1
Coding region: 78-1196 (372 amino acids)
Source: RefSeq, a predicted model, not a curated record